Diversispora eburnea is the source of this 876-nucleotide messenger RNA. The record is from the annotation of a GenBank genome assembly. Lineage: Eukaryota; Fungi; Glomeromycota; Glomeromycetes; Diversisporales; Diversisporaceae.
AUGUUUCAACAAUUUAAAAAGUUUUCUUCAACUUUCAACUUAAAAGAUUUAAUAGACACUACUGGGAUCAAGGAAGAAGAUUUCAAAAAUAUUACUAGAGAAGGGUUACAGGUUGUUAAGAACGAAUGGGAAAAUUUUCGUUCUAAAUCUGUUGAAAUUCUGACACCAGGGUUUAGCCCAAGACUUAAUACACUUUCACUGACAACUAGUAAUAGUAGUAAUAAACCUCGUUCCCCACUUCAACUAAAUUUAUCGGCUACAAUCGAAUUAGCUACAAGAUACGAGAAUGAAUGGAAUUCUAUAAGAGAUGAAAACAAAAGAAAUUUUCAAAAUGCAACAGUAAAUGGAUUAAUUCAACAAAUAUUCGAAACAUGUAAAGAUCAUUUUGAAACAUGUGAAAUGAUCAAAUCUGAAGCUAACCAAUUACCAAAAAUAAAAGAAAUGAUAGAAGAAACUACUAAUUCUGCAAAAGAAUUGAUAGAAUUAGAAAAAAUUAUUGACGAAUAUGUUAAAAAUAAUGAAGUAAAAUCCUUUGAACAAUGGAAGCAAACUCAAAUUAUUGCAUUUGAUCAAUAUGUGGAAGAAAAAAAAAUUCUUUAUAAUCAACAUCUUGAAGAAUUCAUGGAUAAUCAUAAAGUCCAAAAGGCAAAAAUAUAUCAAACCAAUUUCGAAAUUCAAAUGGAUAAUUAUCGUAAUAGAAAAAUUAAUGAUAUUCAAUCAUUUGAUGAACAUAAUACAAUAGAUGUGUCGGAUGAUGUUGGUGAAGUACUAGAAAAAUUAGAAAAACUUGAACUUGAAACAGAAGAAGAUAGGGAUGCAUUAGAAAAUUUUCUUGAAUCAUCGAGCGAUACUGAAGAUAAUAUAACGAAAAGUUAA